AUGUCUGGAUCACAGGGAGCCAAGGCACCAGCCGAGCAUUCCAGUGCGGCCGAGAAGACGGCGACGGCUACGGCUUCUGCCCGUUACGAUGGUGGCUCUGGCUCUGGCUCUGGCUCUGGCUCUUCCUUAGUCCUACAUCAAACUCAGCACUCGGUCAAGGGGAAGGGGAAGCAGGAAGCCACCAGCUCCGGUGACACAGAGCAGAGAUGGGCCCGGCUGCAUGACCUCCCGGAAGGGAAACACAGCAACAGCGGCAGCAACAGCCACACCGACACCCACAGCAACUCCCACGCCAAUGCAAACACCAAUGCAAAUAGCAACGACAACAGCUCCAACACCAAUGCAAACACCAACUCCCACUCCCACACCAAUGUAAAUAGCAACGACGACAACCGUUCUGGCGUGCCGAUAGCCACAGCCACGGCGAAAGCCAAAGUCAAAGCCAAAGCCAUCGUCGGCAAGAAACCAAGACCGGCCCCGAUCCCAGUCACCAGCAGCCGGCCCCGGCGCGACCGCAAAGCACCGGACCGCUAUUCUCCUGGUACCCAUCCUGCCGGUACCGGUACCGGUACCGGCGCGACCAAGAAAAGCAGCAACCGCAGCCGCAACGGCAAAGGCGACGGUAAAGGUAGCGGUGACGGUGCAUCGACAAAGAUCAGAGUCAAAGCUAAAGCCAAAGCCCAGGCCGCGGGAGUGAAGAAAGCGUCGACCGCGAAGAAAGCGGCCGCGACAACCAAGGCGGUCGCGAAGAAAGCAGUCCAGGCCGCAACAACCAAGGCGGUCACGAAGACGAAGAAAGCAGUCCAGACCACACCGGCGAAGACGAAGACAAAGACUAAGACGACGACCAAGAAGCAGAAGGAGCCGACUUAA
Messenger RNA from Capronia epimyces CBS 606.96, 873 nucleotides. RefSeq lists its product as uncharacterized. The record is from RefSeq and is a predicted model, not a curated record. NCBI's taxonomy places the organism in Eukaryota, Fungi, Ascomycota, Eurotiomycetes, Chaetothyriales, Herpotrichiellaceae. The coding region runs from base 1 to 873 and encodes 290 amino acids. The transcript is spliced from 2 exons.